Melospiza melodia melodia is the source of this 1815-nucleotide messenger RNA. It is a transcript of the gene GPR19, whose product is annotated as G protein-coupled receptor 19. The transcript has 3 exons. The coding region runs from base 418 to 1647 and encodes 409 amino acids. NCBI's taxonomy places the organism in Eukaryota, Metazoa, Chordata, Aves, Passeriformes, Passerellidae. The record is from RefSeq and is a predicted model, not a curated record. Gene Ontology annotation, molecular function: G protein-coupled receptor activity. Gene Ontology annotation, cellular component: plasma membrane. Gene Ontology annotation, biological process: G protein-coupled receptor signaling pathway.
GGGGCGGGAGCGGCGGCCGGGCCGCGCCAUCCGCACCCCGCCGGCGCCGAGAGCGGCCGGGCAGCGGGCAGCCCUGCCCACCGCCAUCCUCUCCUCCGGCGCGGGAGAGAGCCGGAACAGCCCGGCCCUCCCUUUGCCAGCAGCAGCUGCAGCCCUGGAGGCAGCGCGGGGUUCCCAGGAUGAGCGGGACUUCGCUCGGGAUAACGAGGAGGAGAGCAGCGCCUCUGGGAUUAUGCUUUGGAGCAGGCUAAAACCAACCCAACCUUCUGGCUAAGCUCAACACUGGAAGCUAUCUAGCAAUAUAGGCAUAGAACAGGAGGCCACACCCAUCACAACCUGUGGUGUGUCUGCCAGGAGGGUGCAGGAGAACAAUUUCACACAGCGUGAGCAAAAGACGUAGCUGAGUUUUCUCACAGCAUGGAUAACAGCAGUGGUCCUGUUCUUCUCUUUACCUUGCUCCUGACGCAGAACACGAGCAGCCCCAAAGCCUCCUCCCCUCCUGCUGGCUACGAGAUGGCAGAACUUCCAUUCCCAGGAGCCAGCCUGAGCAGGAAUCACUCUCUGGUAGAGUAUGGGCUGAGGCCGGGGGAAAUCGCAGCAGCCAGUGUGGUUUGGGGAGUGCCGUGGCUGAUCUCUGUCAUGGGAAACUUCCUGGUUUGCUUAGUGAUCCACAGGAGCAGAAGGACACAGUCCACCACCAACUACUUUGUGGCGUCCAUGGCGUGUGCAGACCUGGUGAGCAGCGUGGGGAGCGCGCCCUUCCUGCUGCUGCAGCUGAGCUGCGGGCGCUGGGUGCUGGGCAGCGGCGUGUGCCGGCUGGUCAGGUACAUCCAGUACCUCACGCCCGGGGUCCAGCUCUACGUGCUCCUCGCCAUCAGCGUGGAUCGAUUCUACACCAUUGUCUACCCCCUGAGCUUCAAAGUGUCCAGGGGGAAAGCCAAAAAAAUGAUUUUGGCCUCCUGGCUCUGUGGUGCUCUGUUUGCGUCACCGGCCAGUUUUCUCUACGGCUCCAAUAGCAACCAGCACUGCAACUUUUUUCUCCCCAGCUCUUGGCAAGGAUCUGCCUACAGUAUCACCCACCUCCUCCUGGUGUUUAUGAUCCCAUCCCUCUUCAUUAUCCUUUUUUACCAGAAAGUCAUUAAGUACAUUUGGAGAAUAGGCACAGAUGGAAUGACUGUCAGGAGAACAACAAAUAUUGUUCCGAGAGCAAAAGUGAAAACCAUCAAGAUGUUCUUAAUGUUAAACUCAAUGUUCUUCCUGUCCUGGCUGCCUUUCUUCAUGGUACAGUUGUGGCACCCACAGGAAACAGACUACAGAAAGAGCUCCUUGCUUUUCCUGGCCAUCACCUGGAUCUCUUUCAGUUCCUCAGCCUCCAAGCCAACCCUCUACUCCAUCUAUAAUGCAAACUUCAGAAGAGGGAUGAAAGAAACUUUUUGCAUGUCUGCCAUGAAAUGCUACAGAAGCAAUGCAUACACCAUCACCACCAGUUCCAGGAUAGCAAAAAAAAAUCAUGUUGGUAUUGCAGAUAUUCCAGCUACAGCCAAAAGUGUCACCAAAGACUCCACCUAUGAUGCUUUUAACAGGGAAGCCAAGGAAAGAAAGCUUGCCUGGCCCAUUCCAUCCAAUCCCCCAAACACGUUUGUCUAGUUGGCUGCAUUGUUUUGAAAAGUUACUCUGUACCCCCAGAAGAAGGAAUUUUCUCUCCUUUGGAACCAAUGUAUAGCUACACAUUUUUAACCCAGUUUUUUGUGGGGGGAUUGGGAGGGGAGAGGGUGGAAAAGAGAUGUUUUAUUUUAUUAAAUGCCUUGGGUUUGA